AUGUUUAAUAAUAUAUUACCAAAACACAAAUAAAAUAAAGAAUAGGAAUCAAAUAUGGGAUUCUUUGGAUAAGAUUGUAAGAUUUAAUAAAGUAAGUAAAUGAAAAAAUUAAAAAUUGAUGUAAAAUGCAUGUUAAACUAAGAAUUAUUAGUGAUGAAACCAAAUAAAAUAGGUAAUGUUAAAAAUGUAAAAAUAGAUUAAUAAAUUCCAGAUGUAAAGAUUGAAUAUUGCAUAUAUGUUGAUAGAAAGUAAAAAUAAUGAUAAUAAAAAAGAUAUUUAAAGGAGAUUUAAGCAUUAUAAGAAAUUUAUAAUUAAGAAGAAGAUGUUGUGUAAUUAAUAGCAGUUUGUUCGCUUGGAAUAAAAAUACCUAAUGAUUAAGAUUUUCAUUUCUUUUUUGAAUGUUUUGAUCUUCUGAAUCAAAACUAAGCAAACUUUAGAUAGUUUAUUAAUAAUAAACCAUAAAAACAAUUAUAAAGAUUGUUGAUUUGUUCAAUAAUUAUGAAGGUAUAAAAAAUGACUGAUUUAAUAAUUUCCUUAUAUUUGGAUUUGAAUCUUUAUGUUCUGAUGCAAUUAACAUUAAUUACAAUUCAAUAUGAAAGCACAGAAUAUUCAUAAUACUUUUAUUCGUAUAUAUACAAUUAAUAUUAGUUUAUUGAUUUAAUACUUCUAAUUCUAAGCUGGUAUAUAUUAAAAGUAGAUUACUGACCCUAAUUUAUAGAAAAUAAUAAUGAAUGUUGCUCAGGUGCAAUUAUAAUUAUUAAAAGAAGAUAUUCUCUUAAUUAUUUGGGGAUAAAAAUAAAUGUAGAUAGGAACGCUGUUUUUUAAGAGUAUGUAUAAGAAAAUAGAGAAUCGUAAGAAACCUUUUUUAUAGCCACUUUAGAAAUACUAAUUUUAUAAAACAUCAAGAAAAAGAACAACAACUUCUGCAAAUACUGACUAUCCUCAUUAUUAUUAGUUGUUAGAUGAAGCUUAAGGAAAAUAAUAUUUAUUGGCUUAUCAAGAAUCUCCUCAUAGUGAGAUAUUAAUAUUUGAAAAAGAUGUAUUAUAUUUUAAUAAAAAUAUUGUAGUAAUUAUAAUAUAUUAAAUAUUCAGAAGAAUAUGUAGGAGUAAUUGAAAGAAACUUUUGGGGAACAUAAUUUCAUAUUUAUGAUUUUGGAUAUCCAAAAGAAGUUAGUGGAAAGAUUCCAAAAUAUUUUGGAUAAGAAAGAAGAGAAUUAGUUGUUAUAUAAUAUUAAACUAAUAUUAUGGCAACUUAACCUAGGUAAUAUUCUAUUUUAUAAUAGAAAAUUUACUGCAAGUAUGUUAAAUUUGAUAAACAAUUAAAUUUUAUAAUUAGCAUAAAUGGAUCCAAUUUAUAAUGAAGAAAAAGAAUGUUAUUAAUUGAAUUUCUUUGGAAGAGCUAAAAGAGCAUCAGCUAGAAACUUUGAAAUUAUAGAUCCUUAAGAUAAUAAUAUUAUUUAUUUAUUACAUGGAAAAGUAAAUAUUAUUAUAAAUAAGCAAGUGGGAAAAAAAUCUAUUUAAUGUUGAUUAUAGAUAUCCUAUGAGUAUGCUCUAAGCUUUUAGUUUUUCUUUAAGUUCAAUAAGUAAGAAAUUUUUGGUUCAAUGA
Molecule: messenger RNA, 1606 nt
Organism: Paramecium sonneborni
Lineage: Eukaryota; Ciliophora; Oligohymenophorea; Peniculida; Parameciidae
Source: the annotation of a GenBank genome assembly